Molecule: messenger RNA, 2250 nt
Organism: Hevea brasiliensis (rubber tree)
Lineage: Eukaryota; Viridiplantae; Streptophyta; Magnoliopsida; Malpighiales; Euphorbiaceae
Product: heavy metal-associated isoprenylated plant protein 34
Exons: 3
Coding region: 549-2060 (503 amino acids)
Molecular function (GO): metal ion binding
Source: RefSeq, a predicted model, not a curated record
GGCGUUAGGGUGUUAAGCCCAGUCCAUCAGUGAUCUCAAAACAACAGCUCCACACCUUCAUCAUAUGGUUUAGGCUUUAGUCUUUUUCAGUCUCAUAGUAGUAGUGAUAUGAUCACUAUUAUUAAAUGUUAAAAAUUAUGAUUAUUAGCAUCCGUUUUUGAGUUUUAAACUGUAAGCAGGUCAUCUUUGUUAAUAUAAAGCCACCUCCAACUGGUUCAGGCUCAAGCUGACCUUCAUUAUGAUACCUUGCCCCUUGUGCAAUCUCUCUCUCUCUCUCUCUCAAACAGAAAAAGUUUUAAAAUUGUUGCAAUAUUAACCCUGAAGUAGGGGGCAGCUAAAAGAUAAGUGUUAAAUGCCCACCAACAACUUCUUUAGCCUCUUUUUUUCUUGAAACCUUGUAGCACAUUCUUCCUUAUUCCAAGCUUGGAAGCAACCACCUCAUUCUUCUCUUUCUCUCUCUCUCUCUCUCUCUCUCAAGUCAAGCUCUGUUUCCCAGUUCAUUUUUUGGCUUUGAGAAUUUUUUGUUGGGUUUCAGUCUGUUGUAAAACAUGAGUAAACAAGAGAUAAUGAAGAUGCAGCAGACUUGUGUUCUGAAAGUGAAUAUACAGUGUCACUGUGAUGGGUGUAAGAAGAAAAUAAAGAAACUCCUGCAAAAAGUUGAUGGGGUGUAUAAUACAACAAUAAAUGCAGAGCAAGGGAAGGUAACUGUGACAGGAAAUGUUGACGCAGCAAAACUCAUAAGGAAGCUUGAGAAGUCAGGGAAGCAUGCAGAGCUAUGGGGAGCUCCAAAGGGCUUCAACAACUACCAAAAUCUUGUCAACAAUCAAUUCAAGAACAUGCAAAUUGGGAAUGGCAAAGAUAACAAAUCUCAAAAGGGUGGAAAAGGAGGCCAACAAGGGCAACACCAAAUGCAACAAUUCAAAGGAUCUAAGGAUCUAAAGAUGCCACCUCAUAAAGACCAGAAAUCUGUCAAGUUCAACUUGCAGGAUGAUUAUAUUGAUGCAAGUGAUGAUGAUGAUUUUGAUGAUGAAUUUGAUGACGAAUUUGACGAGUUUGAUGAUGAUUUUGAUGAUGAUGAUGAGGAGGAGGAGUUUGGUCAUGGUUAUGGACAUGGUCAGGGUCAGGGUCAGGGUUAUCAUUUGCCUAACAAAAUGAUGCCCAUGAUGGGCAAUGGUCAUGGAGCUCAUGGCCCUCAUGGUAUGAUUAAUGGACCUAUGCUUAAUGCUAAAAAGGGUGGUGGUGGUGGUGGAGGAGGAGGAGGAGGAGGAGGAAGAGGAGGAAAUGCCAAGAAAGGUGGUGAUGAUUUUGAGAUACCUUUGGUCAUGAAGGGCAAAGGCAACAAUAAUGAUGGGAAGAACGGGAAUGGAGGAAAGAAAGGUGGAGGUGGUGGUGAUGGGAAGAAUGGUCAUAGCAAGGGAGGGAGUGUAAAACAAGAUGGUAAAGAUAAAAAUGGCAGCAAAAGUGGGAUUGGAGGGUUCUUGAGUUUUGGGAGGAAGAGUAAAAAUGGAAGAGAAAGUAGUACUGAUAAGAGCUUCAAUAAUGGUGGCUCAGCUGGAAACAAUAAUUCCAAUGGGGCCAAGAAAGGUGGAGGCAAAAACGAUAGGGUCCAUGAUUCUAACAAAAUGAAAAAUGGAUACCAUGAAAUUGAUGUUAAUAGGGGUGGUGGUGGUGGUGGUGGUGCCAAGAACAUGGGUCAGAUGAGCCAGAUGAGCCAGAUGGGUCAGAUGAGCCAGAUGGGCCAGAUGGGUCAGAUGGCCCAGAUGCGCCCAAUGGGUAAUUUUCCUGCAGUGCAAGGACUGCCUGCACCACCAGCAGCCAUGAAUGGUGGUUAUUAUCAAGGGAUGAUGGGAGGAGGCAACCCUUACAAUCAACAAUAUAUGGCAAUGAUGAUGAAUCAGCAGAGGCAAAAUGGGAAUGAUAUGUUUCAACCAAUGAUGUAUGCCAGACCGCAACCGGCUGUUAAUUACAUGCCGCCGCCGCCAAUGCCACCACAUCCAAUGGCUGAUCCCUACACUCACUUCUUCAGUGAUGAAAAUGCCAAUAGUUGCAGUGUAAUGUGAAGUUGCUAGACUAGUUUUAAUAAUGUUCUAGCUUAUCUGGGAUAUGAGCUUUUGGAAUGGGGGGAUUAUACAAGGGUGUAAGGUUUUAAAAUUACCUUUUACCUAUGUGAUGGAACUUGGAAAUAGGUUGUAAUUUUUGUUUCAAACCCCUUUGUUUGAUAGUAAUAUUAUUUCUUUACCUUUUACCUUC